CUACCAAAAGAAAUUUGUAAGAGUGGCUUGUUUAACUGGGAGAAGGCAGAGCAACUUAGAAAGGCAUUGUUUCCUUGGCCGUUCAGCAAGAGAAUGGAAGAUAUGAAAACAAAUCUACUGUGACACAACUUGCAAUUCUUGUUAGAAAGGGUGAAAGGAUAUAAGGAAGAGGGAGUGGAAAAAAAAUCUAGGGCGGAAGUGGAGACACAGUACAAACUACAACUAGAAGGCAAUUACUUUUUUUCUUACUUUCUUACUUUCAACAUUGGAUUGCACUUUCAUUAACACCUGCAUUCUUGACAACUUGAAGCAAAGACUGGGGAAAGCAGAGGAGCCACUAUGAAAACAAAGGGGGGUCCCCUCCUUAUUAUCAGUGCAGUGGUCGUGGCUGUUCAUGCGGUUUCAGUAUCAGCAUCUUCAAAAGCAGUUCAAGUGAAUAAAGGAAACAAUGUCACCCUACCAUGCAACUUUGAAAGUACUGCCGCAGAAGCAAAAGUCUCUUGGUGGGGAAAGCCCUCGGGAAGUAACCGUAUGGAAGAACUUGCUAGGAAGUGGUUUGAUGGUACUGAAAACUUUGCGCCAGCUUACCAACGUCGUGUAAGAUUCUCUAACGAUUUUGAAAAGGGUGAUGCUGGAAUCACCCUUGUUAAGGUGACCACAGAAGACAAUGGAACCUAUGAAUGCUUAGUCGAUAUAAGAAAUGUAUUCCCAUCAAAAAGUAUCGAAGUAGAACUUUUGGUCCUUGUGGAACCAUCCAAUCCAGUGUGUGAAAUUAUUGGGAAACCAGAAUACGGUCAAAAUAUUAAUCUGACUUGCAAUUCUGUCGAAGGAUUCCCGGAACCUAAAUAUACCUGGCAAAGUUAUGAUAUACAGAACCAAAGCCGGCCACUUGAAGGAAUAGCUGUAGGAGGAAUGCUAAUGCUGAAAAAUGUUUCUGUAAACACCAACGGAUACUAUAUCUGCCUUUCCCAAAACGUUAUUGGACAGAACAAAUGCAAUAUCACAGUUGCUGUUCGACCUCCAUCCAUGAACAUUGCUCUUUAUGCUGGAAUCAUUGGUGGGAUCCUUGCUGCUGUCAUUAUCAUAAGUGUUUUGGUUUAUUGUUGUUGCUGUAAGAAAUCAAAGAAUAAGGAUUAUGAGGCAACGGAGACAGAAAAUACAUUCCAACCUAAACAUGAGGCUGUUCGAAUCCGAGGACCUUCCAGAGAAGACAUUGGAGAUGAAGACGAAGGAAGGCCAGAAAUGUGAUUUGUGUUUCAGUUGUCUAGAAGCCAACACUUCCACAACUUUCUUUCCAUAAGAAAGAAAGAAAAAAAAUUGAUUUAUAAUCAAUAUUACUUGUUAUUCAACAAAUAGGACUUUAAUAUAUGCAUUGUGAGUGGGAUGAAAUAGAGGAUGAAUAUCUAUGUAAAAGAUACAGGAGGAGGAGGCACAAAACUGAGUAAGAUAUUCUGAAAUAAAGAUUCAGAUUUACUUCAGAUCCUGGAUCCUUCCAGGAUCCUUCUCAACUGCUUGCUAGAAAGAAAAGAAAAAACCCUUGGGAAGUGUUAUCUUGAUUUUAUGCAAAUUUUGAAUGCAGCAGAUGAUAAUUCUUCAACAUUGACCUUUUCUGCUGCAUUUGGAAAACAGAAGCAAAAUUAAACACAUCUCAGUUUCAAUGGAGUACUUUUAGUAUUGUAAGACAAAUAUAUAAAAUCUAUGACUUCAGCCAUUCAGCAUCUAUGCGCUGGAUACUUAGUAAUCAUUUGGCAGACAGGGUACAGAUCAUACUAAAGCUAUUAAGACUAUGCUUGUUCUCCUACUACUCCAGUGAUGGCAUAUAUAUUUAGAAAGAUGUUGAUUUUCCCUGAAUUGUAUAUAUUACUCUUGCUAUAUUUCACUAUCACUAUCACAGGCUUCAAUUGAGCAAUAUGUGCUCCCAUUGUGCCUCCAACUGCCUUCAUUAUUUUGCUUCUGGGUUUUUAUUUAAAUAAAUUUAAAUAAUUAUUUAAAUAAAUUUCUAUUAGGUUUUUCAUCCUUUUUGCUAGCACUGCAUCAGAACCAGUGCAAUUAUGCUGCUAACAAUGAUUUUAUAUUAAAAAAAGGAAAAGAAACAUGAUUGCAGCUGGCUACAGCUUUGUAUAUAUGGUCUAUUAAUAAUUUUUAUUCUAAAAAUUUGCUAUAUUUUGUAAGUUGAUUUUUUUUUACUUAAAAAAAUGUUUCAACACUAGUAAGCACUGUUAGUCACAGAUCAGCCACAUGGGAAUAGAAUGCCUUGCCUAAUUAUUGCAUCAUUAUCAUUACUUUGUUAGAAUGUAGGAUUUAGUGAAUGUUUAGUAGUAUUUAGUGAAUAGAGUGGUUUCCGAAAUUGGGUAUGUCUGGUUUAGUGAAAAGAGGGACUAGGGAUAACAUGAUAGCAGUGUUUGAAUAUUUAAAGGGUUGCCACAAGUAAAAGAAGGAGUCAACCUAUUCUCCAAAGCACCUGAAAGCAGGACAAGAAGCAAUGGAUGGAAAGAACCAACCUAGAACUACAAAUUUCCUGGCAGUUAUAACAAUUAAAUCAGUGGGAUGACUCAGGGGUGAAAUGCUACCAGUUCAGUCCGGUUCGCCCGAACCGGUAGUAAAAAAUGCUACUGAUUCACCAAACUGGUAGUAAAAAAUGUUAAAAGAUGUUCGGACGAUCAGCUGAGUGACCCGCGAUUGUCAGAACUUUUUUUUUUAAGGCAUUUUUUUUACUACCGGCUUGGGUGAAUAGGUAGUAAAAAAUGCUUUUAAAAAGUAAAAAAAAGGCUCCGAUGAUCACAGCUGUGGUGUGCGAUCGUCGGAGCACGUUUUUUUACGGGGGUGGGGGUGGCAGUGGGAAGAGUUCAUUUUUGCUGCCAGCAGGCUUCCCUGAAGCCUGCUAGGCAAGAAAUGGGGUGAGGGGUGGACAGUGUGUUUUUGCUCUCAGCAAGCCUGAAGCCUGCUAGGCAAAAAAAGGGGGUGGUGGUGGUGAGGGACUUUUUUGCUCCCAGCAGGCUUCCCUGAAGCCUGUUAGGCAAAAAAUGAGAGGGAGGGGCUUUUUUUGCUCCCAGCAGGCUUCCCUGAAGGCUGCUAGGCAAAAAAUGGGGGGUGUAGGAAAGAAAGAAAGAAAGAAAGAAAGAAAGAAAGAAAGAAAGAAAGAAAGAAAGAAAGAAAGAAAGAGGGAGGGAGGGAAAAAGGAGAGGAAGGAAAGGCUACAAAUCUGGUACUAGACGCAGCUUCAGAGGAUAAUCCAGGGCUGGAAGGGACCUGGAGGUCAUCUAGUCGAACCCUGCUCCAGCAGGACAUUGUUAGUGAGUUUCUGUCUUUUGAUCCCCCAGUCACAUAAUUACAUAGCCACGCCCACCCAGUCACAUGACCCCACCAAGCCAUGCCCACCAAGCCAUGCUCACAGAACUGAUAGGAAAGAAAUUUAGAUUUUACCACUGGAAUGACUCCAUAACUUGUGAGUGCUCCAACUUGUGAGUUUUUAAAGAAGGCAUGGGACAAUAAUUUGUCUGAAGUGGUGUAGGUUUUCCUGCUUGAAUGGGUUGGACUAGAAGACUUCCAAGGUCCCCUCCAACUCAGAAUAACAAUUAUUCUGUUAUUUUUUUAUGGUCCUAAAUCCCACACUAUGAAAACAUGUAUGUUCAUCAGUGAUACUAUGUCAAAUAUUACAAAAUAUCUAAAAAUGUACACAAUCUUUCAGAAUUUGUAUUCAAAUUGUAUUUGAAUGUUUCAUUCCGUUUUUAUUUGGCUUGUUUUGAACCGAAAUACAAUUAAAAUAAUUUUGUAAGCCAA
Pantherophis guttatus is the source of this 3780-nucleotide messenger RNA. RefSeq names its product glycoprotein A33 (gene GPA33). Lineage: Eukaryota; Metazoa; Chordata; Lepidosauria; Squamata; Colubridae. Gene Ontology annotation, cellular component: plasma membrane. The record is from RefSeq and is a predicted model, not a curated record.